Messenger RNA from Scleropages formosus (Asian bonytongue), 3962 nucleotides. Its product is annotated as WW domain-containing transcription regulator protein 1-like. Lineage: Eukaryota; Metazoa; Chordata; Actinopteri; Osteoglossiformes; Osteoglossidae. The record is from RefSeq and is a predicted model, not a curated record. Bases 409 to 1716 code for a protein of 435 amino acids. Gene Ontology annotation, molecular function: protein binding; transcription coactivator activity. Gene Ontology annotation, biological process: hippo signaling; positive regulation of transcription by RNA polymerase II. The transcript is spliced from 6 exons. Gene Ontology annotation, cellular component: nucleus; cytoplasm.
CGUGCCCGCCCGCCUGCGCGCGCUACGGGCCCGGAGCGCCGCGCUGUCAGUGUGAGUGCGCGCUCUCGGACCGUGGGCUCCGCGGGGGACUCUGCUCCGCGCUCCUUGAUGAUCGGCGCCGCGGAAAGGCGCUAUAAAGGCUCCGAUCUCUCUCUGGGGAGGGGGGGGCACCUCCUUGGCAGCGCCGGAGAAGUUGCUGGCGGGACGCGCAGCGGUCGGACUUUCUUCUAACUGCCCUCUUUAUAAGUUAUACUAUAGUAUAUAUACUAGUACUAGUAGUAGUUAUAGUACCUUCUUCUUUUUUGUUUUUGUCUCUUUACACUUUUUUCAUUAUUCUUCCCUAUCCUGUCGUCACCAUCCAUCAUCAGCGCGGCUAUCAUUAUAAUAAUUUCCAAGAUUAUUAUUAAGAUGAACGACAGUCAUCUGCAUCCCCUGCCCGGCCAGCAAGUGGUCCAUGUGGCGCAGGACCUGGACACGGACCUGGAGGCGCUCUUCAACGCCGUCAUGAACCCGAGCCCGAACCCGAACCCGCGGCAGAGCUCGUGGAGGACGAAGCUGCUGCCCGAGUCCUUCUUCAGGGAGCCCGAGCUGGGCGCGCACUCGCGCCAGUCGAGCGCCGACUCCGGCAGCCACACGCCGCGCCUCCCGGCGCCGCAGCACGCGCGCUCCCACUCCUCCCCGGCGUCGCUGCAGUUCGGCGCGGGCGCGAGCUCGAACCCGAGCCUGAGCACGAGCCCGGCGCACCGCGCGCAUCUGCGCCAGCAGUCGUUCGACGUGGCCGACGAGCUGCCCCUGCCGCCGGGCUGGGAGAUGGCCUUCACCUCCACCGGCCAGAGAUACUUCCUCAACCAUGUGGAGAAAAUCACGACCUGGCAAGACCCCCGCAAGACCAUGACUGCUGCCAUGCACCAGAUGAACCUCCAAGGGCCGAAUCCUGGAUCCCACCCCGGCACAGGCCACCAGCGCUCCAUGGCACUGUCGCAGCCCAAUCUCGUGAUGUCCCACCACCAUCAGCAUCACCACCAGCAGCAGCAGCAGCAGCAUCAGCAGCACCACCAGCAACACCAUCCGCAGGCACCACCGCCGCCGCAGCAGCAGCAGCAGGUCCAGUCUCUGGCCCCCAGCCCCGCGGCCUCCCAGCAGGGCCUCCAGCAGCAGGGCGCCCCGGCCGGCCUCAUGAACCUGCCCAACCCUCUGACCACGCAGCAGCAGCACCAGCAGAAGAUGCGCCUGCAGCGGAUUCAGCUGGAGCGCGAGCGAAUCCGAAUGCGGCAGGAGGAGCUGAUGAGACAGGAGGUGGCGCUGUGCAGGCAGUUGCCCAUGGAGCCGGAGAGCAUGGCGCCGGCACCGGCCGCAAUCAACCCGGCACCCAUGACGCAGGGUGCGAUUCACAGCAACGGCUCGGACCCAUUCCUCAACAGCGGACCCUACCACUCGCGGGAGCAGAGCACGGAUAGUGGCCUGGGCCUGGGCUGUUACAGCGUCCCGACGACCCCCGAGGACUUCCUCAACAACCUGGAUGAGAUGGACACAGGAGACAGCAUGGUCCAGGGCACCAUGGCCGUGACUCAGCAGAGUCGCUUCCCCGACUUCCUGGACUCGCUGCCGGGCACCAACGUGGAUCUGGGUACCCUGGAGGGCGCCGACCUCAUGCCCAUCCUCAGCGACGUGGAGUCCGUGCUGAACAAGGGCGAGCCCUUUCUCACCUGGCUGUAGAUAAGGGCGGGGCCAGAUGUGGGCGGAGCUGUAGGUGGUGGUGUUGGGGGAGGGGCCAAGAAGCCAAGCCAAAGACUUCAUCUUUAGGGUUUCCUUUCUAUAAGAUGAGUGCCUUUAUGAUAUCACCCUUCCCCAUGUAGUAUUCGGACGCAAUCACAAAUUAGCCAAAGGUUCAAGCAGUAGUCCAAAAAUAUGUGGAAAUCACAAUGCUGGCUUUGAUAGAACAAAGAUUUUUGUACAUGUAGAAUGUGUAGCUUUUGUAUUUCGUGUUUCUCCUCUUUUUUGGAGUCAGCAUUCGGUUGUCCCGGUGUUCCUUCCUUGUGCUUCGGAGAGGGACACGACCAGCUCAGAAAGCGGCCGCUUGCUCUGCCAGCGAGGCGAUGGUGCAGCGGAAAGCUGGGAUUUGUUUUGGCCAGUAGGUGGCGACACUGGAGCCUGCCGUCUGCCUCUGAGUGCGGCUCGAACCCGCACUUUCCUGGAGCACUUCCCGUGCCCUUUUUCUCCUCAGCCUCACAGAACAAAGAAAAAAAAAAAAACACACACCUAUUUUCUGGCACUUUCACUUACAAAUAACACCAAAUAAAUGUUAAAGCUUUAAUCGCCUUGAAAUAAAACGGUAAAGUUACGGUAGCUACUUUUCAGAAGUUUUUUUUAAGAAAAAAUAUUUUAACAGUUAGAGCAGGUUAUAAAGACACGCUUGGCUAUCUAAAGCACUACAGUGGUUACUUCCAUUUUACAGGGGCAAGAAACAUCUAUUUUUUGUCAGGUGUUUUAUAUAACUCAGUAUUCAAUUUUAUAAACUGUACCAUUGUACAGGUUUGAACAAUCCUAUUAGUGGCCUUUUUAGAAUUUUAAUAUGCGUUUAUAUAUUUAUCGAGAGCUGUGAUUCUUAUACUUCUAACAUAGCUUUUAGAAUUUUCAUACGUUUGAAUUUCAAAACACUACAAGCCAAAGAUGCAUUGAAUAUUUUUUAUUUCAUGUUCUUAGAGCAGCGGUGGAAAUAUGAUAAGCUUCCCUAGAUAACGUCUGUUUCACCAUGUUGGGCAUCUUUGUAGCCUGUUUUAUUAACGAUAAGACAAUUUUCAAGCUUUCACUGUCUGUGUGGGAGAUGCCAAUCAAAGGAGGGAACCCCUGCUGUUUUAACGCAGGGACUGUGCAAAAACUAUAUUUUCUAUCACUUGUGGAAAUAUGCAUAAAUCAUAAGGUCGAUUUUUUAAGCAUCAAGCUGGAGAACUGUGACUCGAUAUGUUCCGAUUAAGUCCGGUUUGGUCGCAUACUUUUGUUUCAACUUUUUUUUUUUAUUGCAUGUUGAACUACAUAUUUGCUAUUACUAGUUACGGGUUUAUAAUCCCACUGUUUAUUAAGACUGUACUGUUUACUUUCUCUGUAGACUGGAAGGACUGAGAAGGCAGCAAUGUGAAAAAAAAUUGAAAGGUGAUUCAGGAAUGACAGAUGUAGGUUAUCCAUACGUGGAUGUGCAUGGAUGUGGUGCUCAUGACGUCCUAAGGCUGUGGCGGAUAGGAGUUAUUGUAAGGAUGCAGUGGGGGCGGGCGGGUGGGAACGGGUGAUGCUUGGGGCUGGUGCAGUACCAGCAUGCCAGGCCAGUUCCACCUUCCUCGGUAACGUAGCCCCCGCUCAGCAGCUCCGAUCUCAGGUGAGCUCUGUGGGAAAGGUCUGAAGAACAAGCCAUCAAGGGCCGAUCCAAGAUCAGCGCUGCUGGUUGCUUCGGUGGGGACACGCGGAGGUCAGUGGAACCUUUAGGAAAGCUCUCACCCGAGUCGGGGCAGAGCGUCUCGGUGAUGCCGACGAGCUCGUCUAAAAGCACACAUAUCCCAGCUAUUAGAGUUUCAGCUCACUGUUUUGCUCUGUAUCGUCUACCAAAGCAAUUAUUACUCUACUGAUGAACUACGGAUGAACAGUAAAACACAGGGCAGGGCCUUUAUCAGCUAAGGGGGAGUUAAGAAGAGGUGUUAAUGAAAUGGAGAAGGGUUUGAGUGGUUUUGGUUGUCCUUGUGUUGAACAAGCUAUUUUAUUUCCCUGCAAAAUGGGAAAUGACCCAGAGCGACGUGCAAGGCGCUGCAUCAUCACAUCAGUAGGUUUUUGGUUCUGCACUCAGACUAACCAAGACUGCACUUCUGGAGGCAGUGUGGAGUUCAUUUAGAAGAAUGUAACCUCAAAGUCCUCAAUGGAUUUAAAAAAAGCUCUUGUAACUUGUUUUAAACUCUUAAUAAAAAUGGUUUCAGUGA